UCUGCAUUGUUUUAGAGUCUAUUCUACGCAUAGAAUUUCUCUCUCUCCCUUUUCUUUUUUCCUUUCCUUCUCCUUUCAAUUGGAGGUUUGACCCUGGCAGUGUCUAUGUUUGCAUCACUAUCAUCAUCAAAUUCAUCAUUAUCGCUUCUGCAUUCUGCAUUAUGGUUAUCGGUGCAAUGGUUUUGGUCAUUUACUUUUUUUGUAUUGUUAUACUUACUCCUCCCCUUUUGCCUGUCUAUCGGUUUGUUACGCGACUAUACCAUGUUUCACGUACACGUCCAACAUCCAACAUCUUAUAACUUACAUGCAAUAUCAGAAAAUCAGAUUCCAUAAACUACAAUCAUUAUUAUCAUUUAUUUAUUGUCCACUUCUCGUCAUGUCGGCAUAGCAUUUGUGACCUUGUAUGUAUUAUAUUUUUAUUUC
Xylona heveae TC161 is the source of this 423-nucleotide messenger RNA. RefSeq lists its product as hypothetical. The record is from RefSeq and is a predicted model, not a curated record. The coding region runs from base 106 to 333 and encodes 75 amino acids. The transcript has a single exon. NCBI's taxonomy places the organism in Eukaryota, Fungi, Ascomycota, Xylonomycetes, Xylonales, Xylonaceae.